This is a messenger RNA of Plasmopara halstedii, 1170 nucleotides long. RefSeq names its product C2 domain. Bases 1 to 1170 code for a protein of 389 amino acids. Lineage: Eukaryota; Oomycota; Peronosporomycetes; Peronosporales; Peronosporaceae. The record is from RefSeq and is a predicted model, not a curated record. The transcript is spliced from 2 exons.
AUGACCCGCAAGUCAAAUCGGCGGUCACAACGAAAAGAAGCCACUACGACUCACUCCGACCCGACUCAUACCGCUGAACCUUCCUCGGACAGCAGCAGUUCCUCGUCCGAAUUUGCACCGGAAGUCCGAAACCUUCCUAUCCCUAUUGUACUCAAGCCUGCUUCGCCCUCUAAGCCGACGCCAAAACAACCGAGUCCCUUACUGCUGAGCCCGACGAAAAAGAACGGCCCUGAGGCUACGAUUCGACAGAUCGCUGAGAGCAACGACACAAUGAACGGAACUAUUCACGUCAAGGUUUUAACUGCUCGCAAUCUGCCCAUGCUGGACUUUGGCAAGCGUCAAGAUCCAUUUGUUAUGGUGCAGUUAAAUAACUCGGUUCCCAAGUCUUGGGCGACCACAGAUCCAUCCUUCCACGGCGGAGCUAAUCCAGAGUGGACUGAAAGAUCAAACAACGAGUUAGAGCUGUUUUAUAAUGCCAGCGUUAUGCACGACAAGGGUACUACGUUAACCUUUGAAGUAUAUUCGGACGAGUCUGGCGACGAACUCAUUGGCUCGGCGCAGCAGAGUAUCAGCUCCAUUGUUGAGAAUCGAUUAACCAAACCAACUGCAUUCACGAUUCAUCUGAGCGAUGAAAAGCAUAGCAACGGCAACCGCGGCGAGCUGAAUGUAGAAAUAUGGUUUGGCCCGCCCGUCCGUAAGGUCUUCCGCGCAGCGGGACGUGCCUUUAAACUGCUGGAUGCGCGUGAUGCCAUGGUUGCCAUGCUGUGCUCCAUGACGACAUCAGCUUGUGGUGCUGUGUCAGACCGGUUUCAAUUGCCAAUGGAUUUCGCCAAAUCGCACCGCAAGCUGAGUAUGGCUCUAGCUGUUGUUUUUGGCUUCGUGGCCGCAGCAGCACUCACAAUGUUCGUGGCAUUUGCGGUGCCAGCUUUGAUCGUGGCUUUCAUUACAUUUCCAUUCUGGAUCAUCCCGGUCUUAGUCACGUCUUUCUUCACUGCACCAUUGUGGUUGCCUAUUCUUCUUUUGAUUGGGUUAUUCCUGCUUUUUAUUUCCUCGUUCGUGUUCGGCCUCGGAAUCACUUCAGGACCUGUUCGUCGCAAAAGUGCAUUCAUCUUGAACAAGAUCAAACACUCAGAGAUUGGAAAACGCGUGAUUUACGAGAAGUCAGCAUAA